Molecule: messenger RNA, 810 nt
Organism: Panicum virgatum (switchgrass)
Lineage: Eukaryota; Viridiplantae; Streptophyta; Magnoliopsida; Poales; Poaceae
Product: N-alpha-acetyltransferase 38-A, NatC auxiliary subunit-like
Exons: 2
Coding region: 238-606 (122 amino acids)
Cellular component (GO): NatC complex
Source: RefSeq, a predicted model, not a curated record
AGGUGUCAGCCACUCAGGCUCGCUCGAGCUGGGCUCGUUGACAGCCCCUCCCAAUAAGGCAGUCAGACUCAGGGCCUCAGUUUCAUACUUUCAUCUCCGCGCUUUGUUCCCUCAGACUCUCUCCUCCCUUGCUCUUCCUUCCCUGGCGGCGACGAUUGGGCGAGCGGCGGCGCCAUUUGUCGCAUCUUCGCUUUGCCGGCGACGAGCAUCCUCCAGCAGAGGGUAAGCCUUAGUACCAUGGAAGGAUCAUCGGUGUCAUCUCAAGCUAUCCCAGUUUCUGAAGAUGAUUAUUGCAACAGCUCCAGUGCACCUGCCGAUGCUGCUGGCAGCAGCUCACCAGCUGUUUCCAAACUCCGGAAGCUGCUGUUCCGGCGAAUGCUGAUUGGUGUGAACGAUGGCCGUUACUUCCUCGGGUUGUUCCACUGCAUCGAUAAGCAAGGGAACAUAAUCCUCCAGGAUGCCGUGGAGUACCGCAGUGCCCGUCAUUCUUCACCUCCGACAGAGCAGCGGUGCCUGGGGCUCAUCUUGAUCCCUGCCGCUUGCCGCUCGUCUUGUCAGGUCGAUUGCUCUAUUGAAGAGAAGAUGUCGCUUCUGUGUUUAGAGUGAAUGGUGCUUCUGAAGAUGCUAUGCUGUCCGGCCUACUGAGCAUAGAUGAACGCAUUGUAUAAAGUUCUUAUGUCUUGCUGAGACUUAAUGUGCAACCAAUUCUGUAAUCUGAGAGGCCCUGCAUGUUCUUGUUGUAUUAGCUGACAUAUUUAAAGAAAUUUGGCCUUAUUUUUUUUUCAAGAAUUGUUAAUUUUGAAACUUUUA